AAAAAAAAAAAUAAUAGAAGAAAGAGAGAAAAGAAGAAAUCAUUCUAGGAUUAAACGUUUCAUGCAUCUUGGCUCCGAUUUAGCUUGGUUCGUACCACCUACAGACUCCUCUCUUCAGCGUCAUUGUUAUCGUCAUCAUCAUCAUCGUCAUCGUCAUCAUCAUCAUCAUCAUCAUCAUUAUUAUCAUCGGCUGUGGCCAGUAAUCGCUCAGCGUAAUCGCUCAGCGCCGUUUUCAUGCGCGGCCCUUUCAGUCUCGUCGUGUCUCUUCGUUUCUCUCACGGCGAUCUACCAACGUGAUUCUCUCACUCUUUCUCUCUCUCUCUCUCUCUCUCUCUCUCUUUCUUUCUCUCUCUUUCUCUGUUUCUCUCUCUGUCUCUCUCUCUCUCUAUCUCUGAAUGAAAUAGUUAGAUCUCUCAGUGCCAACUAUCCCUCCGCACCCGUCGGAUUGCGUCUCCCGUUCGCGAAGAUCGUAUCUAUCUCGUAAGAAAUCAAAUUGAUAUCAAUGAAAAAAGCCGCGAAGAAAGUUUGAUUUUUAACAUUAACGUAACGUCAAAGUGUAUUCACAUUAUUUAUAUAUAUAUAUUUACCGCUAAAAUAGUUUCCUCUUCAAAUUUAAUCUUUAUUUUAAGUAUGUAAACGUUUAUAAAUGUUUAUCAAUGAUAAAAAAAAAGAAAGCACAAUAUCAUCUAAUGCAAAUUUAAUUGAUCUAUUUAUGAAAGACUUGAAAGUGUCGUGUGUGUGACGACGUAGGUCGAUGCGACGUUAAAAUGUGGGAAGCUCGAGUGCGUUCCUCGUUGCGGAUAAAGAAAAAGUGUGUUCGGAGUGAAUCGGCUUGUAGCUGACUAUAACUUAAAUUUAUCAAACGGAAAGGAGAUAUGUAAAGAUUUACAAGUCAUCCAGCGUAAACGAAAACCUUCAGUACAGAGACAUCGUCUGACACUCGAAGGAUCAAGAAAAUUUUCUUUUGACAUGUUUCAAUCUUUCAUGAAUCAAGUUCAUGAUUGGAUCAGACAAAUCCGUGGGCCUUACGAAUGGAUGCAUUUCUUCAUCUUCAUAAGAUAAAAAAAAUCGAAUUAUCUUAUGCUGGAUAAUAUUUCCUGUGACACUUGAUCGCAAGAUUUUGAACGGGACCAGAACAAAAUCAAAAAUGUGCAUACUUGGAUACUUGCUCAAGGAAUUAUUCUACAAUGAUUUUGAUGAGCAAUGUAAGGAGCCUCUGCUUCCGGAAAAGCAUAAUUCCCACAGGAUGACACCAACCGAUGGCCGAUCACGCACAACUUCAGAAUCGAAUGCCACAGUUGGCACCAACACAAACACCACCAUCCCCAACAACAAUAACAACAACAGCAGUAAUGGCAGCGGGAAUGGUAAUAGUAACGGCCCUAACGUGACCAAUUCGGUCACGGCCAAUUCCACCGGCCAUGAGGAGUGUAUGGAAGUGACGAUCUUCGAUGAGAAUUAUGAUAACAACCGUCUUCCUGAUGUCGUCGCUGAAAGUAAAAUCUACGGAGUGUUGGACGAGGAGGAGCCAACGGAAUCGUACUGUGCCAUAACUAUUCAAGUUUUCAUACCAUUCCUGAUAGCUGGCCUUGGCAUGGUUGGAGCUGGACUGGUCCUCGAUUUGGUCCAACACUGGGUUGUGUUUGAUAAAGUGAACGAACUGAUGAUACUGGUGCCAGCACUUUUAGGUCUUAAAGGUAAUCUAGAAAUGACUUUGGCGUCUCGUCUCUCUACACAAGCGAAUCUUGGACACAUGGAUACGCCUAAACAACAGUGGUACAUGAUCGUUGGGAAUCUCGUUUUGAUACAAUGUCAAGCUAUAGUCGUUGGUUUUCUGGGCUCAGUCGUGGCAAUUGUUAUGGGUGCCUUCCGUAAUGGUACAGUUUCUUUGGAUCAUGCAUAUCUCUUAUGUGCUAGCAGCCUAGUAACAGCAUCCUUGGCUUCCUUCGUUCUCGGUUUGAUAACCGCUGGCGUCAUAGUCUUCUCACGUCACUGUCACAUCAAUCCUGACAAUGUAGCAACACCGAUAGCUGCUAGUCUUGGUGACAUCACGUCUUUAGCCCUUCUCUCAUGGAUAUCAACGAUCCUUUACGAAUCGAUCGAUAAACAGGAUUGGCUGGCACCACUCGUUAUUGCAUGCUACGUUCUUGUAACACCACUUUGGGUUUGGAUUGCCAAGAGAAAUAAAUAUACCAAUGAUGUGCUCUAUUCUGGAUGGACACCUGUCAUGGUUGCCAUGUUGAUCAGCAGUUGCGGUGGUUUGAUUCUUGAAUUCAUGGUAUCACGUUUCGAAAAUCUCACGGUUUUUCAACCUGUUAUCAAUGGAGUUGGUGGAAAUCUUGUUGCUGUACAAGCUAGUAGAAUAUCAACGGCUCUUCAUAAGCAAGCUGAACUUGGAACGCUUUUGAUACCACCUGGUCAAACUCAUCCUGUCAUUUUCAUUACACCAAUAGCUAAUUUCUUUGGCAAAGGUAUACAUGCAAGAACAACAAGAGUAUUGAUGUCUAUGGUGAUACCCGGUCACAUAAUUUUCAUUUAUCUAAUUAAUUAUAUGAAAGACGGUAAUACAUCGUUAACGCCUCUAUUCGUUUUCGUAUAUCUUUGCGCUGCUGUAUUACAAGUGGCUGCACUUUUGUAUAUCGCCUAUAUAAUGAUCCAUUGGAUGUGGAAAAGAAAAAUAGAUCCUGAUAAUUCGGCAAUACCUUAUUUAACUGCUAUGGGUGAUCUACUUGGCAUCAGUUUACUUGCUAUCGCCUUUCAAUUUUUAUAUCUCGUUGGUGAUCAGGAUUACGAUGAUCAGAUGAAGCCCUGAACGUGUGAAAAAAAAGGCAAAUUCAUCGGUCCAACAAUGGCGUAUAAAUAAUAAUAAUAAUAAUGAUAAUAAUAAUAAUAAUAAUAAUAAUAAUAAUAAUAAUAAAAAUAAUAAUAAUAAAAAUAAUAAUAACAAUAAUGAUAAUCAUAAUACAUAAAUAAAUAAAUAUAAAACGCUCUCGCGAAGAGUAUGCUGAUAAACGUGAAAGGAAGGCAUUUCAAAGUGGCUGUGGUCGUAUGAAAGUAUACCAUACUGAAUCAAUUAUUAUCGAUCUGCCAUUUCGUCGAAAGGCCUAUAAGAAAAGGACGAGCUGUUUAAUAUUUCUCUCGGUGCUCUUUAGCUUUAUUUCUAAUACAGAUAAGGUGAAGCAAAGAGAGGCAACGCUUGAGAUAUUCACAUAUUCGAUCGUUGUAGAAGCUUCUUCGUUGAUCCUUUGAAGAAAAUUUCAAAGGGAAAUUGGGAUUGUUAUUAAAAGAUACGAAGAUUAUAAGAAGAAGAAGAAGAAGAAGAAGAAGAAAAAAAAAGAGAAAAAAAAUGCCUUAACGAUCGAUCGAUCGAGAUUUCAUGCGGAUUAACGAACAAAUGUUAUAAUUACGUUUCGAUGCGCUUUGUUUCGAGCUACUAAAUUAGAUGACUUUUUAGAAUCUUUUUUGCAUUAACGAACGGAUUUAGAGACCUAAUCGCGGAACGAAUAAAAAAAAAAAAAAAAAAAAAAAAAAAAGAAAGAAAGAAAGCAAAAAAAAGAAGAAAGAAAAUAAAGAAAAAGAGAAAAGAAAAGGAAAGAAAAGAAAUCAAUCGCUGGCUGAUAAAUUUUCAUCUGUAUGUACAUAAUUUAUCAUCAGUUCAGACAAUAUUUUUAUUUUCCCUUUAUGCUCUGUAAGGAUAUUCGUUAAUUCAUCGAAGUUCAUUCUUAAAUUCGUUUUCUUUUAUCUUCCGCGACGAGACAAUUGUCAUUACCAAAGAAAGAAAGAUAGAAAGGUAGAAUGACAGAAAAAAAACCAAAAAAAAAAAACCAAAACAAAAAAAAAACAAAAAAUAAGAAAACAAAAAAGAUUCCAACGCGUAUGUGUCUUCGACUAGUUGCCUUCGUAUACGAUGAGAGAUUAGCUAGUUGUUGUUAAUUGUAGCUGCCCAGGUGACCUACUAUUUUUGGAAGCUUUAAACAAGCUCACGAGUCAAAAACACGAUCCAUUCUAAUAAUCUAUAAAUAGAUUAACACAAAAAUAGCAUGUUCCGAUUAUUUUCAAUUAGACAGAAAAACAAAAGAGAAAGAGAGAGAGAGAGAGAGAGAGAGAGAGAGAAGAAAAAAAAAAAGAUUUAUCAUCAUCAUCGUGCUUUCUAAUCACAAAAGAGAUAGAUAUCUUUAACGUUAUCUUCAUAAUUAGAAGGUAAACUUAGAGUGAUUUAGAGAGAGUAUACCUUCAGGAUCAUACGUAAUUAUAUACUAUAGUACACAGAGUGUAAUAAAUAUUUGCGACGAAGAGGAGAGGGGAAGGAAAAGGAGGAAGGAUCGUCGUGUAAUCACGAUUUUAUUUUUGAAACUUCUCUUAACGAUUAAAAUAUACUUAUAUUUCGAAAUAUAGAUAUCAUAAAUCUAAUCGUUUAGAUGAGAGAAUUCGAAGAUUUCGAUCAGUUUGUUUAACAUACGACAUCUAACAUAUUGAUCGUUUUAGAAAGAUCGGUGUCAUGGUGUUAGAGGGAGAGAAUUAAGUAUUUUGAAAUUCAGACAAGGAUGAACCUUUGCCUGUUUUAUUAGAUCGAUCUUUUAAAAUAUAAAAAGAGAAAGAGAAUGGUGGGGAUAUGAGAAAGAGAGAGAGAGAGAGAGAGAGAGAGGGAGAGAGAGAAAUAUGGAAAGAAAAAAGAAAAAAAAAAAAAAGAAAAGAAACUAGUAAAACUAGUGUAUCUCACUGUUGUUUAUAAAUUAAUUUUUUCUAUUCUAAUUCAUAAGUUCUCAUGAUGAACGCAACUCGCUCCGAUCGUUUUUAACAUUUUAAAAAGAUUUCCUCAUGUCGGAUCGAUUAGACAACGUUAGAAUUAGAAUUCACACUCAGCGAUAUUAACAUAAGCGCAACGUCUUGUACAGUGUAUGCUAUAUAUAGUAAUGAGUAUUUUGUAAAGAAAAAAGAGCUGUAUUAGAAACACGUGUACGUGAUGUGUGUAUAUAUAUAUGUGUGUGUAUAUAUAUAUAUAUGUAUAUAUAUAUACACACACACGCAUAUAAGUAUUAGUAUGAUUAGAGAGAAAAAAUGGAAAAAAAACAAAAAACAAAAAAGAAAAAAACAAAAAGAAAAAAAAAAGCAAAAACGAAGGCAAACUUUCACUUAUCUUCGAAUUAAUAUCGAUAACAUUCGUACGCAGAAGAUAUCGUAACUACGAGAUUAGAAAUUUUCUUUUUAUCGUAAUAAAAUUUCUAAGCGUUAAUGUGGUGAAGCAAUGCCUGCCAAAGCUAUUAUAUCAGAUUGUUUUAAAAUUCGCACUAUGUUUCACUCUGUAGAACGUUACGUACGAAUGAUAUAUAUAUAAAAAUGGAUAAGACUAAUAUUUAGUCUUUCUGAAUAUGUAAUAAAAAUUCUAAUCAAAUCAGAGUUCGUGCUUAGUACCAGAUCAUUCAGUAUUAUUCUUUAAUGCUAUAUCAAUGAUUUUGAUGAAUAAUUUUUCAAGAUUCAUCUCGUGUCGUAUCUCAUUGAGAUAAAGAGAGAAAGAGAGGGAUUGUAAUUUUUUAAAAAUAAUUACUUUCCAGGAGAGAAAAAUAGAUGUAUGAUUCUAAAUUGACGACACGAAUUUAGAAAAAUUGUUUGGAUAUCAUUAGAAACAGAAAACAAAAAAAAGAAAAAAAAGGACAAAAGAAAAAAGAAAACAAAAAGAAAAUAUCAAAGAAUAUUAUCAACGGUGUAUUAUAAUGUAGAGUUAUAUAGUGAGAUUAUAGAAGAGGAGCAAAGAAGCACAAUUAAAUAUAAAAAAAAAAAAAAAAAAAAAAAAAACAGAGAGAGAGUGAGAGAUGAAGAGAGCGAAGAAGGGUGUAAUAUAGAAAAUUUUCAUGUAAAAAAAAAAAAAAGAAAAAAAAUAAGAAAAAAAGAUUGAGAGAGAAAGAAGGCAUUGUUCGUUUUGCAUGAGUCCUUGCGAUAGAUAAUUCAAUGCCAAUUCACUUCCUCGAUGUAUGUGUGUACAUUCUUUAUAAGAGAAUUCAUUCAUAAAAUUAAUAGUCGACGUAUAUAUGUAUAUAUAUAUAUUUGUGUAUAUAUAUAUAUAUACAUACAUGUACAUAUUUUUCUUAAGCACAUAAAAUAAAAGAAAAACUUGUGAAACGAAGUAUAUAUCCUAUACGGGUCAUUCCAUGCGAAAUCGAUCAUGCUUCGAAAUAAGAUUUCUUAUUUUAUUCAAAAUCAAAUAUGUUAAAUAUGUAAAUAUAAUUUUUUCUUUUUCUUUUUUUUUUUAUACAGAUAUUAAAAUACUAGAAGUAUAUAAAAACAAAAAAAAAAAAAAAAGCAAAAUGCAUAAAGUAGCAUAGUCCACGUUUCUCUUUUGAAAAAUGAUAUCCUACAAACGGUACAUUCAAUUGCAAUGAUCUUCUCUUUCAUUUUCUCGAAAAAGAUCGAACUUUUAAUAAAUAAGUAAAUAAUAUUGCAACGAACGUGAUUAUUUAACAAUACUUAUUUUAUUUUUUUGUGUUUUGCUUUUUAUUUACAUAAGAUUGAUUUAUAACAUAUUAAAUUUUGAAAUAAAAAUUGAAAGGAAUCUUAUUUGAAAAAAAGAAAUGAUCGAUAAUGAUCCAUACGUAAAGGCAGACAAUAAUAACAUUCACGAGAACACGAACGAUAAGAAAUAUUUUGUGUAUCGAAGUUGAAUAGAAGAUAAUAAUGAAAAAUCGAAAUUUCUUUAACACAGUCUGAUUUAGAUUUAGAAAGUGGAAAGAUGAAUGAGAGUGAGAGAGAGUGAGAGAGAGAAUGCUAGAUAGAUAGAUAGAGAGAGAGAGAGAGAGAGAGAGGGAGAGAAAGAGAAAGAAAGAGUGAUAACAUAGAUUUUUGUCGUUUCAUUGCACUGUUAUUGAUCGCAAAACAAGAAGAUGUAAUUGAUGCUGCUGCCACGUAUAGUAGGAUCCUUAUUGCAAAUAAUAAACAACAAAUCUGACCUCAAUUGUUGAUAUAUUUCAUGCAACAUCUGUUUCGAUAAAAUAAAUAAAUAAAGAAAUGCAAUGGACAAUAUCA
Vespa crabro (European hornet) is the source of this 7017-nucleotide messenger RNA. Its product is annotated as solute carrier family 41 member 1-like. The transcript is spliced from 8 exons. Gene Ontology annotation, biological process: monoatomic cation transport. Gene Ontology annotation, cellular component: plasma membrane. The record is from RefSeq and is a predicted model, not a curated record. The coding region runs from base 1148 to 2812 and encodes 554 amino acids. Lineage: Eukaryota; Metazoa; Arthropoda; Insecta; Hymenoptera; Vespidae. Gene Ontology annotation, molecular function: monoatomic cation transmembrane transporter activity.